UGCUCAUUCUUCUACGAGAGACGUCGGCGGCCUUCCUCCUCGACUGGAUCCAUACAUAUGUAUACAGCAUUUGCCUCAUUUCUGAGCGCUCGAGGGCUGGUCUCGUACCGACCCGACGACCAGACACCACACGUAAUUCACACGGUUUCACACGUCAUUGCGUUUACUGCGAAAAACAGAAGCGACUAGUCGGCGGAUAUGACGGAGCGGACGAGGCGUCGGAGCCAGCCCGUGCGGACGGUCGAGGACGAAGCAUGGCAGCGUGUACGGAGCCAGCGCAACCAGCGCCGGUACCGGUCCCGGAAGAAGGUGGCGUUCGAAGAGCUCGAGGGCCAUGUGCUUGCGCUGCGUCGCGACGUGUGCAGCCUCGCCGCGCAGUCCCAGUCGUAUCAAGCCGCCGUCGCGCGCCCAGCUGUCUCGAUGACUGUGGCCACGAACAUUGCAGUCGAGUACUUUCGCAUGUUUGAGUACGGCCUCCGCGGUGCGAUACACCCGUCAUACAAGGCGCAGACGGGCUUCCUCACGAGCGUCAUGGCACCGGACCUGCAUUUCAUGGAGGCUUCGGACCGAGGCGUGCACAAGCUCUUUGAACAGCUCGACUUGUACUCGACGCUCUUUGUCUCGCUGCACAUGAACUGCGACCGUCUCGACGUCCUCGUCGAAGCUGACGACGAAGUCAUCGUGCGGGCCCUCGCGGUCCUCGACCUCCGGCUCUCGCGCGCGUCGAUCGAAGCUAUUUACCCCAAUUUAGUUGCGUCCAACGAGCCGCUGGUCCAAUCGCUCGUCGGGCGCCUCUUGCACGUGCCUAUUUUAACGCACUUUUACGUCAACAUGGAGACGCACAGCGUGCAUACGCUUUCGACGACGGCUGAUAUCACGUCAGCAGCAGCCAGCCUCGUGGGCAGCGUCCGCGAGAGUCUCGUGGCCCUUCAGCAGACGCGGCUCCUCGCCAACGCCGAGAUCUCAAUGCCAGCGCGGCCUCCGUACGACGACAUGUUGCGCCAAGGGUCGUAGUAGCGGGCUGUCGACCUACGCACACCACCUAUAGUUGACAACACUGCAUCGUCAAGCUGUCUUUUACUGCAUUAAGGCUUCGUUCGGUUCGCGGCAAUUAUUUUUUAAUCGAUUAUAUACGAAAUCGCCAUUAUUAAUGAUUGCGUAAAUGAGAAUUGGGUUUGCAGGUCCAUUAUCGACCAAA
Saprolegnia diclina VS20 is the source of this 1198-nucleotide messenger RNA. RefSeq lists its product as hypothetical. The record is from RefSeq and is a predicted model, not a curated record. NCBI's taxonomy places the organism in Eukaryota, Oomycota, Saprolegniomycetes, Saprolegniales, Saprolegniaceae. The transcript is spliced from 2 exons. Bases 199 to 1014 code for a protein of 271 amino acids.